UUUCGUUUGCUGUGCGUGUCGGGACGACGACAGUGUGGGGAUUCGUGACAAGUCGGAACGCGUCCGUGGUUCGGGUUGGUUGCUUGUUUUAACACAGUGAUUUCAAGUGGUUUUCCAGUAGGAUAUUUGAAGCUGGAUUUUGUGAUUUUUGUUUAUUGAAAUUGCAUUGCCAGGAUUUACUGAGUGGAUUUUGUGAAAUUUGAACGAUGAGUGGUUCUGGUAAAGGAUUACUUGGAUUAUGGCUGUACCACAGUGGUGACCAGGAGUGGACCGUCAAGGAAGGCAGUCCACUGCACAAACGAAAGGAAUUUGCUGAAAGCAAACAAAUCGACUGCAGCAAUGGAAACGGCAGCAUCCGGGGCGAUAAAACUUCCAUCAUUUUCACUCUCAAGAACCAGGUUGGUGGACUGGCACGCGCUCUACAAGUGUUCCAAGAACUCGGCAUCAACGUACUGCACGUGGAACUGAACAAAUCUAGCGAACCGUGCGAACAGGCGGACGUUUUGGUCGACAUUGAAUGCGACGCCACCCGGAUGGAACAGGUUCUGCGGAUGCUGAGGCGGGAGGUCCACAAUGUCAGCUUUGCGGCACCGGCGGCAAGCGAUGGACCGCCACCCACACCACUGUCCGCUUGUGGGAGUUUUGAUUUUGGAGAGAUGCAUUGGUUCCCACGUAAAAUUUCGGACCUGGACCGCGCCCAGAAUGUGCUGAUGUAUGGCGACGAAUUGGACGCUGACCACCCCGGAUUCAAAGAUCCGGUCUAUCGUAAACGACGGGAGCAAUUUUCAGCAAUUGCCAACUCAUAUAAGCAUGGCAAUCCCAUCCCGAGGGUUCAGUACACACCGGAAGAGAUCAAGACAUGGGGCACUGUAUUUCGUGAGCUGCACAAGUUGUACGUCAAGCAUGCCGUGCCUGAGUACUUGGAAAAUUGGCCGGAGUUGGUAAAGUACUGCGGUUACCGGGAGGACAAUCUUCCUCAGCUGCAGGAUAUUAACGUGUUUCUGAAGAGGAAAACCGGAUUCCAGAUUCGACCUGUUGCUGGCUAUCUAUCACCGAGAGAUUUCCUUUCUGGAUUGGCAUUCCGCGUUUUUCAUUGCACCCAAUAUAUCCGCCACUCUUCGGAUCCGUUUUACACCCCGGAACCGGACUGCUGCCACGAACUUCUUGGACAUAUGCCGCUGCUGGCUAAUCCGAGCUUUGCGCAAUUUUCGCAGGAAAUCGGAUUGGCUUCGCUAGGCGCCACGGAUGAUGAUAUCAACAAAUUGGCUACGUUGUACUUUUUCACGGUGGAGUUCGGGCUUUGUCGCCAGCAAGACGGUACUUUUAAGGUGUUUGGGGCUGGACUGCUAUCAUCAGUUGCAGAGCUGCAGCAUGCAAUUACCACAACGGAGAAGAUAAAAAGAUUCGAUCCCGAUGUGACAUGUGAAGAGGAAUGCAUCAUUACGGCAUACCAGAAUGCUUACUAUUACACGGAUUCGUUCGAAGAGGCUAAAGAGAAAAUGAGGGCAUUUGCAGAGAAUAUCCAACGACCAUUCGGAGUUCGGUACAACCCAUACACGCAGACUGUGGAUGUGCUGAGCAACGCCAAGAAAAUCACAGCCCUGGUUAGCGAACUUCGCGGUGAUCUGAGCAUCGUUUCGGCAGCGCUUAAAAAAGUAUCGGCUAUGGACGACAACCUGGAUGUGGAAUCUAUCGAAAAAUUACUAUCCAGUAGUUUACAUGUUUGCGAUAAGAGUCCGAAUUCAGAGAGCUCUGACUCUUCCGGUAAAGCGACCACCCCAAACCAAUAAGAGAGUAUUCAAUACAUGACAUAUAUAAGGUUGUGUAACACAACUGAACAGUUUUCUCUUGAUGUUUUAUUAAAAAUAACGGCAACAGUACCAAUUUUAAACCAAAAUCAAAUUAUAAACAAGACAUUGUCUACCUAAUAAAUAACUUCAUUGAUGUGGCAUA
This is a messenger RNA of Armigeres subalbatus, 1953 nucleotides long. It is a transcript of the gene Trhn, whose product is annotated as tryptophan 5-hydroxylase 1. NCBI's taxonomy places the organism in Eukaryota, Metazoa, Arthropoda, Insecta, Diptera, Culicidae. The record is from RefSeq and is a predicted model, not a curated record. Gene Ontology annotation, cellular component: neuron projection. Gene Ontology annotation, biological process: serotonin biosynthetic process; aromatic amino acid metabolic process. Gene Ontology annotation, molecular function: tryptophan 5-monooxygenase activity; iron ion binding. The transcript is spliced from 9 exons. The coding region runs from base 207 to 1790 and encodes 527 amino acids.